This is a messenger RNA of Passer montanus (Eurasian tree sparrow), 3100 nucleotides long. It is a transcript of the gene RBBP5, whose product is annotated as RB binding protein 5, histone lysine methyltransferase complex subunit. The record is from RefSeq and is a predicted model, not a curated record. Gene Ontology annotation, molecular function: protein binding. The transcript is spliced from 12 exons. Gene Ontology annotation, cellular component: Set1C/COMPASS complex. NCBI's taxonomy places the organism in Eukaryota, Metazoa, Chordata, Aves, Passeriformes, Passeridae. Bases 124 to 1467 code for a protein of 447 amino acids.
GGUCCCGGGGCCGGGCCGGGCGGGCUCUCGGCGCCGUCGCUCAGCGCCGCUCUCCCGUUCCCCGCAGAGUCCUUCGGCCAGAACUACCCCGAGGAGGCCGAUGGCACUCUGGACUGCAUCAGCAUGGCGCUGACGUGCACCUUCAACCGCUGGGGCACGCUGCUGGCCGUGGGCUGCAACGACGGCCGCAUCGUCAUCUGGGACUUCCUGACGCGCGGCAUCGCCAAGAUCAUCAGCGCCCACAUCCACCCGGUGUGCUCCCUCUGCUGGAGCCGGGACGGGCACAAGCUGGUCAGCGCCUCCACGGAUAACAUCGUGUCCCAGUGGGAUGUGCUGUCCGGGGACUGCGACCAGCGCUUCCGCUUCCCCUCGCCCAUCCUCAAGGUCCAGUACCACCCCCGGGACCAGAACAGGGUGCUGGUGUGUCCCAUGAAGUCUGCCCCGGUGAUGCUCACCCUGUCCGACUCCAAGCACGUGGUGCUGCCCGUGGACGACGACUCCGACCUCAACGUGGUGGCCUCGUUUGACCGCCGUGGGGAAUACAUCUACACCGGCAACGCCAAGGGCAAGAUCUUGGUCUUAAAAACAGACACUCAGGAUCUUGUUGCUUCCUUCAGAGUGACCACAGGGACCAGCAACACCACGGCCAUUAAAUCCAUCGAGUUCGCCCGCAAAGGGAGCUGCUUCCUGAUCAACACGGCCGACCGGAUCAUCCGCGUGUACGACGGGCGGGAGAUCCUGACCUGCGGCCGCGACGGCGAGCCCGAGCCCAUGCAGAAACUGCAGGACCUGGUCAACAGGACCCCCUGGAAGAAGUGCUGCUUCUCGGGGGACGGCGAGUACAUCGUGGCGGGCUCGGCGCGGCAGCACGCGCUCUACAUCUGGGAGAAGAGCAUCGGCAACCUGGUGAAGAUCCUGCACGGCACCCGCGGCGAGCUGCUCCUGGACGUGGCAUGGCACCCGGUGCGGCCCAUCAUCGCCUCCAUCUCCAGCGGGGUGGUGUCCAUAUGGGCUCAGAACCAAGUGGAAAACUGGAGCGCUUUUGCCCCUGAUUUCAAGGAGCUGGAUGAAAAUGUGGAAUAUGAGGAGAGGGAAUCAGAAUUUGACAUCGAGGAUGAGGAUAAGAGCGAGCCAGAGCAGACAGGUGCAGAUGCUGCAGAGGAUGAGGAGGUGGACGUGACCAGCGUGGAUCCCAUCGCCGCCUUCUGCAGCAGGGUUCACCUCCCCCCAUUCCCCACCCCCCCAGAGGUGCACCCGCUGCUGGGCGUGAAGGGCGACGGUAAAUCCAAGAAGAAGCAGGCGGGCAGGCCCAAAGGAUCAAAAGGUAAAGACAAAGAUUCUCCAUUUAAACCGAAACUCUACAAAGGGGACAGAGGUGCUUUGCCUCUGGAAGCAGCGGCCAAGGGUAAAGUGCAGGCGGAGCUGGGCCAGCCCCUCCCAGGCGGAGCAAUCUCAGAGCUGCUCUGAAGAAUCCCCUCCCCUCCCUGCCUCCUUUCCUCUCUGGGCUCCCCAGCGUGGCAAGCGCUGCAGUUCCCAGGCAGGACUGGCACAGACUGAAUUCCAAGGAUUCAGGGAGAGAUUUGGGGCAGGAAUGACUGGAAGAGGGAGCAGCUCCACCCUCGGCACGGAUCAGGCUGGCACCGAGCUCCAGCCGGGAUUUUGGGGACAAAUCCCUGUCCCAGAGUGACCUGAGCCCCUUCCCUGCCACUCCAGAGCCUUUUAUCUCCCAAAAGCUCUCAGCAUUCCCGGAUGGAAGAGCAGCCCAGAGUGUGAGUUUGGAUUCCUCACUGUCUCCUGCCAAGUCCCCUUUUCCAGCUGGGAAUUCCCAACUCGCCGAGCCCGGCUUUUCCCAGGACAGAGCUGCUGAUCCCAGCCAGAUUUUCAGGAAUUUCCAGUGGGAUUGAGGAGCUGAGGCCCCUCUGGAAUCUGCCUUGGUUUUGUGUUUGUUUUUCCCGCUCUGCCUGUGGCAGAAGGAGCAGCUUUAGAUGAAAAAAGUCAUUUUCCAAUGUUUUUUUUUUCCCCCCAAAGCUCUGCUGGAGCUCCCUCCUGUCCUUUCCAGUGGUUUUGUUCCUUCUCUUCCCUGGGAAAUUCUCCUCCAGGAAUAUCCAGGCUCCUCCUGGAUAAAUGAAAACCAAUUUUCGUGUCAGAACUGAAGCAGAACUUCUCCAAAGGGUUUCUGUUUUUCCCACUUCUGGGUUAAAACAGAAGCUGGCAGCUCAUUCCCAACUUUUAUUCCUUCAGGAUUUCCUGCAGGAAUGGGAAUGGCACUUUCCCCGUCCAGCACCUCUUACCCACACCAACAUCCUGAUCAAAGGAAAUCUCAUUCCUAAAUCCAUUUUUUCCCCCCAGACUUUGGAGUUUCAUUGCUCUCAUUUUGGAAUUAUUGGGGUUAUCAGGAGCUAUUUAAAUUUCCUGGGUGUCCUGCAGGCAUUAAAAGCAGGAAGGGAGUUGGAAAAUGACGAAUUUGCAGCCAAGAACUGAGCAGGUAUAAAAAUGAGGAGAGAGAAAACAUUUGGAAAUCAGAGGUUUUGAAAUCUUUCAAAACUUGAUGUUUUCAUUCCCAGCUUUGGGGACAUUUAUGACCACGAGUGUAAAAUUCCUUUUUUUUUUUUGGUUCUUUUUGCUUGUGGGGUGACUCUGCCUUGCCAAACCCACCCUGGCUGCUGGGCCUGACCCCCCAAAUUAAAAAUGCCCGGGCCAAGGUUCUGCAGGUGGGGUGAAAGCAUUGAGCCCACCCCAAACUCAGCUUCCCUCUGUACAGUGUAAAUGCCUUUGUUUAUUCCCGUCCUUCUCUCAUUUCCUGCUUUAUUCCCAUCCUUAUUUCCUGGGCUCUUCCCAUCUUUAUUUUAUUUCCUGAUUAUUCCCAUCCUUAUUUUAUUUCCCAAUUUUGUUUUCUUCCUUAUUUUCUGUCCUGGUUAUUCCCGUCUUUAUUUUAUUUCCUGCUUUAUUCCCACCCUUAUUUUAUUGCCUGCUUUGUUCUCAUUUUAUUUCCUGGCUAUUCCCAUCCUUAUUUUAUUUUAUUUUAUUUCCUGCCUUAUUCCCAUCUCUAUUUUAUUUCUCACUUUGUUCCCAUCUUUAUUUUAUUUCCUGCUUUGUUCCU